AGUGGAAAAAUCCACGGACCAGGUCAUCAAGCCAGUCAACAUUGAAGCCCUGUCUAAGUGGGUUGGUUCUAUUCCUGACGAUGUGGUGAAAGAUAUGGAUACUAUAGCUCCAAUGCUACGCAUGCUCGGCUACGACCCCAUGGCAAACCCACCCAAGUACGGUCAACCAGAUCCCAACGUGGCGGACAAUACAUUCCAUAUCAAAGAGAACGCCGACUUCUGGAAGGAGCGAGAGCGGGAUGUUCUUAGUCAUGGCGCCGAUGACGCUCUACAGGAGCAGCAGCCCAACAGCAGACAGCCACCAGCAGACCAUGAGCUUCAGGAGACUGGUGGGCCAUCUAUAGCCUUCAUGUCCGUGCAACAGUCAGAGCCAGGAAGAUGA
Molecule: messenger RNA, 382 nt
Organism: Candidula unifasciata
Lineage: Eukaryota; Metazoa; Mollusca; Gastropoda; Stylommatophora; Geomitridae
Source: the annotation of a GenBank genome assembly